UUCCCCCGAAAUUUUCAGUAACUGCAGCCGAAGCCGUCUAGUUUAAAUUAUAAGCUAUUGUUUCUUUAAUACGUUCUCGAUAAAUUUACACCUAUAGAAAAAGUAAUAAUUUAAAGUAUUCCUUAUCUGAGCCUCUUUGGAGAAUAAAUUAAAAUAGUGGGUUUAAUAUGGAUUCUAUGUUGGUUCCCGCAGUGAAAUGGACUCAGACAGGAGGAGAGACGGCCGGAGCUGGGACUGGGACGAUCCGGGUUGCCGAUCCCAACUGGACGAAAUCUUUUUCCGCCAACAUGACUACAUCCAGGCUGGUAGUCCACAACAUAAAGAGUUCUGGGCUUUCUUUGACCGCUUCCAGAGGUUUAAAACUAAGAGGGGCAUGUGUGGACCAGGCUCAAGCCGAGACCAUGACAGAGAAGCAGACAAAGAGAGUAAAAGGUCCAGCUCCGGAAAGGUAGACCUGGGUCUCCCUAGAGAGUAUGAUGCUCGUUAUCGGAUAAAUGUUUCUGUCUGCACCAAGGACAUCGAGGAGCAUAUGGGAAAGAUAGAGCACAGCAGAAGCAGGGGGGGAUCCUCAGGUCCAGGCAGCCAGGAGGUCUCAGACUGCCGCCUGGCUCUCCUACAUUUCCUGGACUUCAGUCAAAGGCAGAGCUUUGGAAAACUUGCAAAGCUCUGCAGAGAGCAGAAGAAUCUGCCCAUCUUCCAAUACAAGGACAAGAUCAUCGAGUUAGUGCAAAGACACCCUGUGGUUGUUGUGGCAGGGGAUACAGGUUGUGGGAAAUCCACUCAAGUACCUCAGUAUCUUCUAUCAGCUGGCUUCACCCACGUAGCUUGCACUCAGCCUCGACGUAUUGCCUGUAUAUCCCUCGCAAAGAGGGUCAGCUUUGAGAGUCUAAAUCAGUAUGGCUCAAAGGUGGGGUACAAGAUCCGCUUUGAGACCACCCGGACCGAGGCCACCAAGCUGUUGUUCCUGACUGAGGGGCUGCUGCUGCGACAGAUCCAGCAGGACAGGAUGCUGGCUCAGUACCAGGUGGUGAUUGUGGAUGAGGUCCAUGAGAGGCAUCUCCACUGUGACUUCCUCCUUGGGGUCCUACGCUCUCUGGUGGCUGACCGUCCGGAUCUACGUCUCAUUCUCAUGUCAGCCACCAUCAACAUCAAACUUUUUUCUGACUAUUUUAGCAGUGCUCCAGUGCUGCAGGUACCAGGCAGGCUGUUCCCUAUACAGGUCAUAUAUCAGCCCAUUCCACCUGAGGAGCAGCCUUCACGUUCAGAGAAACUGGACCCCAGGCCCUACCUACGCAUCUUACAGGGCAUCGAUCAGCGCUACCCUCCAGAGGAGCGAGGAGACCUGCUCCUUUUCCUCAGUGGUGUGGCAGAGAUCUCCACCAUCCAGGAAGCCUGUCAGAUUUAUGCCACACAUACACGUCGCUGGAUAGUCUUACCGCUGCACAGCACCCUCUCUCUGGCCCAACAGGAUAAGGUGUUUGAUAUUGCUCCUCCUGGGGUGAGAAAAUGCAUUAUCUCUACCAACAUCGCAGAGACUUCAGUUACAAUAGACGGGGUUCGCUUUGUUGUAGACUCAGGAAAGGUAAAGGAAAUGAGUUUUGAUCCAAAGGCCAAGAUGCAGCGUCUGCAGGAGUUCUGGAUCAGCAGAGCCAGCUCUGAGCAGAGGAAAGGUCGAGCUGGUCGCACAGGUCCUGGAGUGUGCUACCGCCUGUACGCUGAGUCUGACUACGAUGCUUUUGCACCUUAUCCUGUGCCAGAAAUCCACAGAGUGGCUCUUGACUCUUUGGUUCUUCAGAUGAAGAGCAUGGGUCUUGGUGAUCCACUUUCUUUCAUCUUCAUUGACCCACCUCCAGCUGCUAGUAUCCAGACUGCUGUUACAUAUCUGAAAGAGCAGGGGGCGCUGGACAGCCGCAAUGAGCUGACCUCUAUUGGUAGUUUGCUUGCACAGCUGCCUGUGGAUGUGGUCAUAGGAAAGAUGCUGGUGCUGGGCUCUUUGUUUAACCUCGUGGAGCCUGUGUUGACCAUAGCAGCAGCCCUCAGCGUUCAGUCCCCUUUCCUACGCAGCUCACAGCACAACCCUGACUGUGCAACCGCCCGCCAACCCCUACAUAGCAACCAGGGUGACCCCUUCACCUUGCUCAACACCUUCAAUGCGUGGAUGGAGGUAAAGGGAGAGAGAGGCGGCGGCUCAAGGAAGUGGUGCAGAAGGAGAGGACUUGAAGAGCAGCGGCUAUAUGAGAUGGUCAACCUACGCCGACAGUUUAAGGACUUACUGAAGAGCCACGGUUUGCUGGAAUCAGAGUACAGCUCUUCCUCUAGCAGUGACCGUGAGAAACGUAGGGAGAGGCUUACAGAGAGAAGGAAGCUGCAUCAGCUGAAGAGAGAUCACGAGCAGCAGGAAAGCAGCAGACGCAAAGUCCUGAAGCUGGAUGAAGGCCAGGAAGGAGAGUUUUCCUCAGGGUCUGACACAGAGGAGGCGGGCAGAGGCAAGAAGAGCAAGGAAGGAUCAGGACAGAACGUGGACAUACAGGAGGUGAAGUUCAAGUUGCGUCACAACGUGUCUGAGCUGCAGGAGGCGGUCAGCGUCAGUCAGGACUUGUCCUCUCGCCAGCAGGCGUUUCUCAAGCUGCUGCUUUGCCGAGGCCUCUACCCUCAGCUGGCACUGCCUGAUGAACACAACUCCACCCGCAAGGACUCAGACCAGGUGUUUCAUACAAAGAGCAAGCAGGGAGUGGUGAUCCACCCUACCAGUGUGUUUGCCACUGACCCAGAGGUGUUACAAGUGCCCGAGGAUGACAACAGAGAAAUGGGGCCUGAUAGAAGGGACAGCAGCAAACACCAGCUGCUAGCCUUCGUUACUCUGCUGGAGACCAACAAGCCGUAUUUGUCCAACUGUGUGCGGGUUCCAGCUCUACAAGCUUUACUGUUGGUGGCCAACUCUGUGGACAGUAAUGCUGACUGUACUCGCCUGGUGGUGGAUGGCUGGCUGGAGCUAGAGCUGAGAGAGCCAGAGGAGGCCCUCAAGGUGUUGUCUACAGCUCUAACUCUUAGGGCUGAGUGGGAGCGCCUCCUGUUGGCCCAGCUGGGACAGAGCACAAUGGGGGAAGCAGUCCAGGGCGUGUCCCGUAAAGUGAUGGAGAAGCUGAGUGAAGGCCUGGUCCGAUUCCUGCUCUACACAGAGGUCAGCUACAGUCUACGACGUCUCACAGCUCUGCAGACACAGAACCUGUACAUCGGCCCCCAGUCUGAGUCGUCUCACACUGGAGCUUCAGACCUAAACCCACUAUUUCCUGGAGCUGAGGCCAAACCUGACCCCCUUAAAGGAGGCCUGCAUGUCACCAGCUUCUUCACCUACAACUGUCUGGCUGACUCAAAGGAUCUCUACAGUGAAUGCUUACGCACUUUCUGGAGCUGUCCUAACUGUGACCUCUACAUGCCUCUUACUCCACUGGAACGCAUGCAGCACGAGGCCUCCUGCAGGCCAGCAGGAGAACAGCAGGAGGAAGAGGCAGAAGGUGGACAGGCCCGCCCUUCCUCAGUGUCCAGCCUUACAAGAGUUUAUCACUGCGACAUCUGUAAUGAAGACCUGAAGCUGACCUCCACUGAGAUCCUCAAACACAAAAGGCAGCACAUGUACUCUACCAACUAACUGCUCACUGUGUGAAAAGUAACAACUACAACUAUUUUCUGUCAAAAAAUACAUGUUUUUUCAAAUAAAGUCUGUUUUUUUAA
Molecule: messenger RNA, 3732 nt
Organism: Cheilinus undulatus (humphead wrasse)
Lineage: Eukaryota; Metazoa; Chordata; Actinopteri; Labriformes; Labridae
Gene: dhx34
Product: DEAH (Asp-Glu-Ala-His) box polypeptide 34
Exons: 17
Coding region: 197-3649 (1150 amino acids)
Biological process (GO): nuclear-transcribed mRNA catabolic process, nonsense-mediated decay
Cellular component (GO): intracellular anatomical structure
Molecular function (GO): ATP binding; RNA binding
Source: RefSeq, a predicted model, not a curated record